Molecule: messenger RNA, 1959 nt
Organism: Musa acuminata subsp. malaccensis (wild Malaysian banana)
Lineage: Eukaryota; Viridiplantae; Streptophyta; Magnoliopsida; Zingiberales; Musaceae
Product: BTB/POZ domain-containing protein At2g13690
Source: RefSeq, a predicted model, not a curated record
AGACGACAAUGGCGAAAGCCAAUAAAGCAAGCGAAGACGAGAGCUUUGCAAAGAUACCUCGGGGAUCUCUCUCCGAUGGCGCCGGAGAGGAAACCCUGACCCUUACCGGUACUGGUUUUUAUCCUCCUCCUCCUCGAUCGCCGAAGCAAUGGCGGAAACCAGAGGCGUGAGAUCCGCCUCCGCAGGCCGCCGGGCGCCCGGCCUCCGCCGUGUCUGGUGCUGCUCCUUCGUUGCCGCCCCCGACAGCCCUGACCACCGCCGCAGCUCCUCCACCCACCGUGAGCUCCGACCCUCCAAGACCCCGCCCAAGCUCUCCCACCCGGGCUCCUUCCACAGCUCCCCCUCCCCCAGCAGCAAGCUCGGCCUCGGCAUCAUCGACCCCCGCCGUAUCCUCUCCCCCGGAAGGGUCUCCCCCAUCGACUCCGACACUCCCCUCGGCCCCCUGCCGGGGAUCCUCGAUUCCGCCUCGAUCUCUACGACGGCCGUCGAAUCGGAGCCGGAAUGCCCAGAUCCGGCCCCAAAGGAGCGAUCUUUGGUUCCAGAUAAGCCAAAGACGGACACUAGGGUUUCGCUGAGGGAGAGAUCUUUGGAUUUGAGGCUUUGUUUGAGGGGAAAAGAUGGGAGAUGCUUGGUGUUGGAACUGGAUUCUGCGGUUCUGUGUGAAAGCAGCGCAUUCUUUGCGGCCAGGGUUAUGGAUUCUACUCGGAAGGUCUCGGAUGCUGAUUGCCAGAAGAUCGAGGUUGCUGGUGUCGAAGAUGUGGAUGUCUUUAAGGAGACCAUUGAGCUGAUGUAUGAGAAGGAUGCAUCAAGAUGGCUCAUGAAGGCAGGAGUGUCUCGAGCAAUCGGUGUUCUGGAGGUAUGUUUGAAAAUUAUGUUCGAUAGAGGCAUGAGGUCCUGUUUGAAGUAUAUUGAGGCUGUUCCAUGGACUGAAACUGAGGAGGAGAAGCUGAAGAGAUUGUUUGCAAUGAGUACAAUUGAUAAGGCAAUAUGUGAAGAUGUGUUAGCUAGGUUAGACCCACAAGAUUGUAACCACUCAGAGGAUCUCGCAGUGCAGCUCAUUCAGUCUGUUACAAAUGCAACAAAUGGCAAUGCAAGGAGGGAGAUGCGGUCUUUAGUGAAUGGUCUCCUAUCCAAAAGCUCAGUCUAUCAGAAAGAACCUGUUGGACUUAACAAGGACAGCCUAUACAACGUUUGCCAUUCUUGUCUGAAUUCCCUGGUCAACCUCUUUGAAGAAGCCUUGAACUCAAUUCCUAUGGAUCAAAUGACAGCUGGGAAACGAACAAAGCCACUGAUCGAAAGGGUCUCUAAGCAAGUCGAAAACCUUAAUUGGUUGCUAGAAAUUCUUAUAGACAAGGAGAUGGCAGAAGAUUUUGUGGGUUUAUGGGCAAACCAAAAAGAAUUGAUUAGGAUGCAUGAGAGUGCAUCACCGAUGUUGAGGUAUGAACUCAGUAGGAUAUCAGCAAAUGUGUUUAUUGCAUUAGGCUUGAGGAAGUUGCAGUGUCCAGGUGGCAUGAGAUUCAGCAUUCUUCAAUCAUGGUUUGGCCCAAUGUUAAUGGACUUUGGCUGGUUACAACGUUGUUCGAAGGGGCUUGACAUGAGGAUGUUGGAGGAAAGCUUGGGUCAAGUGAUUCUUACCCUUAGGCUGAAGCAGCAACAGAUCUUAUUUGAGGAAUGGUUCCGCUGCUUUGCCGGUCACGGAACUGAAUGCCCAAAUUUGUGCAAGGCUUUUCAGGUAUGGUGGCGAAGGUCAUUUGUAAGAACUUGUGAAGCACGCAGAUGAUAUCUUCUAUUUUCUAAUGUUAGAUUUGUCGUGUGGUGUAAGUAUCCUGUAGACUAACUACUGGUAGAGUUCAAUAAUGUAAUGUUGUUUAAUGUACCCCAUGUUUUUACAAAGAAAUGUAGGAUUAACUGGAAGGAAUGGUGGCUUAUAAUGUAGUAUUUGCUCUGGUUUUGUUUCUA